This is a messenger RNA of Nycticebus coucang (slow loris), 3431 nucleotides long. RefSeq names its product 5-azacytidine induced 2 (gene AZI2). The transcript has 9 exons. The coding region runs from base 567 to 1748 and encodes 393 amino acids. NCBI's taxonomy places the organism in Eukaryota, Metazoa, Chordata, Mammalia, Primates, Lorisidae. Gene Ontology annotation, cellular component: cytoplasm. Gene Ontology annotation, biological process: canonical NF-kappaB signal transduction. The record is from RefSeq and is a predicted model, not a curated record.
AGCGCCACCGGCUUCGUGAACGCCUUCCCAGACCUCACUUCCGGUUUCCUCGCGCUCCCUUGGCGCAGAGCCCACGGACAGUGGCAACCGCUUUUCCGCCAGUAAACUGCUUGUCCACCCUUCUAGCCCCUUCGACAUCGCUUCCCCUCUACGGUACUCGACGCGGCCGGCGGGCCGUGUGGGUCCUGGCGAGGCCGGCCCUCGCCGGCAGGCCUGGGUCUCGCGCGCGUGUUGCUGGGUAACGGGCCUUUUCCCGAGACUGCUUGGCCUCUCUUGCCAGAGCUUCCAGGGCCAGUGCCGAAGGACAGGGUUGCGCUGGGCGUGGCGUAGCCGACACAGAAGAAAUGGGAAUCCCUCCGAGGCGCACCUGCAGCGAUUGCCUUCGCUGGGGAAGCGGCAGCGUCUUCGAGGAAACCGGAAGCCCUUGGUGACCCCUGGUGACCCGGUUUGGUUUUGGUCCCUUCCCAAACACUGGGGAAUCGAAACUCCGAGGCCCUGGGGGCGGCCCUACGUAACCUGGCUUAGGGGAUUUAUUGUCAAAGGCAGAAUUUCUUCAGGCAGCUGUCAUGGAUACAAUGGUAGAAGAUGAUAUCUGCAUUCUGAACCAUGAAAAAGCCAAUAGAAGAGACACAGUGACUCCAAUUUCAAUAUAUUCAGGAGAUGAGUCCGUUGCUUCACAUUUUGCCCUUGUCACUGCAUAUGAAGACAUCAAAAAACGACUUAAGGAUUCAGAAAAGGAGAACUCAUUGUUAAAGAAAAGAAUAAGAUUUUUGGAAGAAAAGCUUAUUGGAGCUCGAUUAGAUGAAGAAACAAGUUCUGUGGGACGAGAACAAGUAAAUAAGGCCUAUCAUGCAUAUCGAGAGGUUUGCAUUGAUAGAGAUAAUCUGAAGAGCAAAUUGGAUAAAAUGAAUAAAGACAACUCUGAAUCUUUGAAAGUAUUGAAUGAACAGCUACAAUCUAAAGAAGUAGAACUCCUACAGCUAAGGACAGAGGUGGAAACUCAGCAGGUGAUGAGGAAUUUAAAUCCACCUUCAUCAAAUUGGGAGGUAGAAAAAUUGAGCUGUGACCUGAAGAUUCAUGGUUUGGAACAAGAGCUGGAACUAAUAAGAAAAGAAUGUAGUGAUCUCAAAAUAGAACUACAAAAAGCCAAACAAACGGAUCCCUAUCAGGAAGACAAUCUGAAAAGCAGAGAUCUCCAAAGACUAAGCAUUUCAAGUGAUAAUAUGCAGCAUGCAUACUGGGAACUGAAGAGAGAAAUGUCUAACUUGCAUCUGGUGACUCAAGUACAAGCUGAACUACUAAGAAAACUGAAAACCCCAACUUCAAUCAAGAAAGCCUGUGUCCCAGGCGGAUGCAUUGAAGACCUUGGGAAAGACAGCACAAGACUACACUUGACGAAUUUUACUGCAACAUACACAAGACAUCCCCAUCUGUCACCAAAUGGCAAGGCUGUUUGUCAUACUACAUCUUCCCCUUUACCAGGAGAUGUAAAGAUUUUAUCAGAGAAAGCAAUCCUCCAAUCAUGGACAGAUAAUGAGAGAUCCAUUCCUAAUGAUGGUACAUACUUUCACGAACACAACUCUUAUGGCAGAAAUUCUCUGGAAGAUAAUUCCUGGGUUUUUCCAAGCCCUCCUAAAUCAAGUGAGACAGCAUUUGGGGAAACUAAAAGUAAAGCUUUGCCUUUACCGAACCUGCCACCACUCCAUUACUUGGAUCAGCAUAAUCAAAACUGCCUUUAUAAGAGUUAAUCCUGAAGAGAUUCAUGAUCUGAUCAUGAGGACACUAUCUCUGUCAGUGGUUCUCCCAAGAAAUUAUUUAACAAGCAGAAUGGAUUUUGAUUAAAAUUUUACAGAGUUCUUCAGUAUAAACAUUUGAACAUAUUGUAUAAUAUUAUGUAGUUGAUUUUCCAGUAUGAAAGCAUCCUCUAGUUCCACAUUCUGAGAAUCAGAUAUAUGCUACUGUACUAAUUAAUAAAUAAACGUAAGUUGUUUAUAAAAGACGAUUCUACCUUUAAUGACAAUUGUAAUAUUUUGCCUCUCAGAUAAAGGAUGGAAUUGGAGAUCUGAGACAUGGUGUUACAAAGUAUAUGAAAUGCUAGUCAUAAAAAUAAGAGGAAGCAUUAAUAAAGGACCUAGUAUGUUACUUCAAAUUACAUAAUAGAACAAAUGGCAGUGGGAAUAGAUUGUAUUUCUGUUAAAUAUAUGCAUAAAGAAAAACAUUGUAAUGGAAUAAAAGCAUCGUAGGUUAUAUCAUCUCUAUAUAGUAUUAUGUUUCAGAGUUUAAGAUUUAAAAUAAGUUUAGUCAUGAUGGUGUUUAUUGAUAAAAUUUAAAAUUGCAAUUUGAAUUCUAAGACUUGAAAUAACCUAGUCAUUGAAGCCAGUACAUCCUUCAAGUCCUAAUUGAAAAUAAAAUGAAAUAGUUGAAAAACUAUGUGAUGUGGAAAUAAGUGAUUAUAACUCUAUACACCAUUCAAUUAGAAGUAGAAAGAGUAUCACACAGGUUUCAGUCUUAUCUGUCCUUUUAGUGAUCAUAAUGAAAACCUAAAUGUAUAACUUAUAAAGUCAUUUUCUUCAGAGCGACUAUAGUUGCUUAUGUAGAGCAGCUUAUAAACUGUUAGACUGUUUUGAAAUGUAAUAUUUUACUUAUUGAUAAAGUGGAAUUAAUUAGGAAUUUUAAUUCUAGAAAUUAAAUUUUGUGCUAUGUUGAUAUACUACAAUCAUGAAAUGUCCCUAAAAUCUUUUAAUCUAAGUGGUCCACCACUUGUAAACAUCAUGAAAAUAAUAAAGACGGCUUCAUAAUGAAAUUUAGCUAAAUUGUUUCAGGAUGGAGGUAUUAAGAAUAUUAGUAAUGUAUCACUUGGUUCAUACACCUUUUCCCUGAGUUAAAGUGUUUCAUAUAAGAGGACUACAUCCUUUUUGAUAGUUUCAUAUAUCUUGAACUGAAAAAAAACUAUCUCAAAUCUCUUCUAUAUUACUGAAUAGCAUACAUACAUCGACAGUAUUCACCAUUUGCCAGGUAUUUUUGUCUUUCUAUUAUAUAGUUAUUCAAGCUUGUCUGUGAUUAACAGAAUUUGGUGUCAGAUGCUGGAAUUUAUUCUGACCAAUGAACACAGCUGACUCAAGGGAGUACAAUCUCUUGCCAAGUAAUAGAACAAAACCCAAUAUGCAUAAAACAAACACAAGAUUCUAGGCUUUAGCUGAAGAAGCAACUACCUGUGUAACAACAAAGCAGCAAAAACUAUUUCUUAUUUGGCUGCAUAGACUAUUACAUAUAAUAUCUAAUGUAGCUUACUACUUUGCCUUUUUUAAAACCAAGAUUGGACAUUUUCCUUUGUAAAGAAAACAAGUCUUAUGAGAUAAUGGCUUGAUUAAUGUUUUGAACACAAAUGAUAAGAAAUUGUUUAAUUAAAAUAAAUAAAUUAUUUUUUGAAA